GAUCAGAACACCCAGCAAUACAACAUGUCUUUCCGGGGCCGUGGUACGGGCGCCAAUCGUGGCGGUAGCUUUGGUGGUCGUGGUGGUCGCGGAGGCUUUCAGCAGCCUGUCGGACCCCCGGCGCAGGUUUUGGAGAUGGGAACUGUCAUGCAUUCUUGCGAAGGCGAGAUGGUUUGCGAAUCGAUCAACCCCAAGAUUCCCUACUUCAACGCCCCCAUCUACCUCGAGAACAAAACCCCUAUCGGUAAGGUCGAUGAGGUUCUUGGCCCCAUCAACCAGGUCUACUUCACCGUGAAGCCUCAGGAAGGCAUUGUCGCGACUUCGUUCAAGGCUGGUGACAAGGUCUACAUCGGCGGCGACAAGCUUCUUCCUUUGGAGAAGUUCCUUCCCAAGCCCAAGCCCCCACCGGGUAUGAUUCCGAACAUAUAUGUGCAUGAACAGAUCAUUGAUACUAAUACCCUUCACAGGAGCUGCCAAGCCCAAGAGAGCCGGCGGUGCUGGUCGUGGUGGUGCUGGUGGACGCGGUGGCCGUGGUGGCUUCGCUCCCAGAGGCCGUGGUGGUCCUCGUGGUGGUGGUCGCGGUGGCUUCUCCAGAGGUGGCGGUGGUGGUGGUUUCGGUGGUGGUCGCGGUGGUGGCCGUGGUGGUUUCUCCAGAGGCGGCGGUGGCGGUGGUUUCGGCGGUGGUCGUGGUGGUUUCUCUCGGGGAGGUGGCAGCGGUGGGUUCCGACGAUAGACAGUGUCUGUCUGACCUAAAGUACUGUCUUAUUACGGCGUUAUGGGAAAACGGGAGCUUCUUGCAGGAAUUUAUUUGUCUCGAUAUUCUUGUGCAUUCUCGGAAAAUUGCUGCUUCUCGAAGUGCAGAGGCUGUGAGCACAAUGCAGCCAUUAGACCCAUGUAUUGCAAUGAUUAUACCUGUU
Molecule: messenger RNA, 917 nt
Organism: Aspergillus brunneoviolaceus CBS 621.78
Lineage: Eukaryota; Fungi; Ascomycota; Eurotiomycetes; Eurotiales; Aspergillaceae
Product: H/ACA ribonucleoprotein complex subunit GAR1/NAF1
Exons: 5
Coding region: 25-753 (242 amino acids)
Biological process (GO): snoRNA guided rRNA pseudouridine synthesis; ribosome biogenesis
Cellular component (GO): box H/ACA snoRNP complex
Molecular function (GO): box H/ACA snoRNA binding
Source: RefSeq, a predicted model, not a curated record